Molecule: messenger RNA, 507 nt
Organism: Sinocyclocheilus rhinocerous
Lineage: Eukaryota; Metazoa; Chordata; Actinopteri; Cypriniformes; Cyprinidae
Product: zinc finger protein 679-like
Exons: 2
Biological process (GO): regulation of transcription by RNA polymerase II
Cellular component (GO): nucleus
Molecular function (GO): RNA polymerase II transcription regulatory region sequence-specific DNA binding; DNA-binding transcription factor activity, RNA polymerase II-specific
Source: RefSeq, a predicted model, not a curated record
CAUACUGGAGAGAAACCGUACACAUGUGAUCAGUGCGGGACGAGUUUCUCACAAUCAUCAAGCCUUAAAAUACACAUGAAGAUCCACACUGGAGAGAAACCAUACACAUGUGAUCAAUGCAGCAAAACAUUUUUGAGGGCUUCACACCUGAAGCAGCACCUGAGAGUUCAUACAAAGGAGAAACCACAUUCAUGUUAUUUGUGUGGAAAGAGUUUUGCAUUACUACAAUAUUUAAAAGGCCAUCAGAAAAUACAUACUGGUGUGAGAGAGUACAUGUGCUUUGAGUGUGAAAAGACUUUUACUUCAGCAAACUGUUUAAAACGACAUGAGAGGAUUCACUCUGGAGAAAAACUUUACAAGUGUUCACACUGUGACAAGAGAUUCAGUCGUAUGAAAACACACGAGAGGAUUCACUCCGGAGAGAAACCAUACAAGUGUUCACACUGCGACAAAAGAUUCAGUGAUUCAUCAUCUCUGAAAACACACGAGAGGAUCCACACUGGAGAG